Molecule: messenger RNA, 234 nt
Organism: Penicillium taxi
Lineage: Eukaryota; Fungi; Ascomycota; Eurotiomycetes; Eurotiales; Aspergillaceae
Exons: 1
Coding region: 1-234 (77 amino acids)
Source: RefSeq, a predicted model, not a curated record
AUGGAUGGACAAUGGAAUUGUGAGCUGGAAGUUUUGAAUGUUGGCGUAUUCAGUGCGGACAUGACAAGAAAGUCUGGAGAUUCAAAUGUUCGCAUAUUCAGUGCGGACAUGACAAGAAAGUCUGGAGAUACAAAUUCCUGGUACAUGUGCCCCAGCGCUCCCGAGGUCAAGCCUCCCGGCGCGUGGUGUCCGAGAGAAUCCCCACAUAUCUCGCUACAGUGCCUUCCCGAAUGA